This is a messenger RNA of Blepharisma stoltei, 282 nucleotides long. Lineage: Eukaryota; Ciliophora; Heterotrichea; Heterotrichida; Blepharismidae. The record is from the annotation of a GenBank genome assembly.
AUGAGGCGUAAAAAUAAGCUCUUUUUAGGAUUUGAUUUAAUUUCUUCCUUAAAUGCCGAAGCCAUAUUUUGAUAUGGAAAUAAUUUGCAAGAUGAUGGAGAAGCAAAAAUAAAAAUUUCUGAUCUGCUUAUAGGGCAAAAUAUUAUUAUUGAAAUCGGUUAUGGCGUGUAUACAGUUCCGAAGUCUCAUUUUUCUGUGAAUUUGAAAUUAAUUUGAUUGAGAGGUAUGGGAUUAUUGAAAUUAUCAAUGAAAAUUUGGCACAGAGAGCAGGAGCUUAUAUAA